AUGUCAGUAAGACAGUCUCAGACAGUGAAUGCAGGCCUGUCAUGGAAGAAGUGCAGUGUUUGUCAGGACAGUGUGUUUUUCAAAUCACCACGUGAUUUCAGUCAACAUUUAAGGGAUUUUCAUUGCUCUAAAGAGGGCGGGUCCUAUGUUUGUCGCUACGGAAUGAACGGCGUGUGCCCUUCACUACCUUUAGAGGGAGUCAGUGACCGUGAUUACGAUGAUCAUGUGACCAGGGACCAUAUACACAGUGAUUAUGGUGCUCGAAGCAAGGUCCCCCGAGAUCACCAGUUAUUAAGUGAUUCCCACAUGCCAUCAUCAUAUCAAGAACCAAACAUAGUUCAGGACCAGUACAAGUGGACAGUUCACAACGCCUCUGUCAACCUGCCUGCCCUGCUCAAUGACCCGCGGCUGGUUAAACGUGAGACAGAUUUUUUCACCAAGACUUGGGGCAACUCAUUUGAAAAGGUUGAAAUUCUUCCAUCUCCUUACGUUCCAGAAAUUGGACCCGAGCAUUUUGAAAAAUAUCUUCGGAAAACUGCAGCGAGGUUAAAGAAACAUUGUCGUGUUAAACAGAAAUUGGUGGAAGAUGCAGUGGGAGGCAAAGAGAUUUAUCCAUCUCUUCAUUUUAGACAAAUAGAGCAAAGCCGUGCUGAACUGGACCAGAUAAAGUUGUUCAUGUCAACACAUUUUAAUCUAGAGAACCCGGACAUUUUCAACACCGUCUUUCCCUGGACUCAAAUUGAAGAGUCAAGAUCAGGUCAUAAUCAGUCUGAGCAGAGGCAGUCAUCCAAGCUUCUACAGGAAAAGUUGAGUCACUACCUGGAUAUUGUAGAAGUGCGGAUUGCCCGGCAAAUCUCCCAGAAGUCAGACGCUUUCUUCCAUGCCAUGACAUCACAUGAUGAGCUGCAGGAGAAACUGACACACACUGUACAGUCAGUCAAACGACUCAGGGAAAGCAUCAACAUUGUCAACGAAAAGAUUGCCAAAGAUUCUCUCCGUGUACUCAAGCUUGCCCGUGCCAGAGCAAAUUACAUGGCCCUAUUUAGUAAGCUGAAAAUAAUGGCGUCCAUACACGAAACCCAGCCGACCAUCCAGCGUCUUCUGUCGAAUAAUGAGUUCAUUGGUGCCCUUGACCUCAUCGCCACUUCCCAGGAUGUUCUCAGCAAAGACCUGGCGGGCAUCAACAGUUUUCGUCAUCUUGGAUCGCAGCUGGCAGAGAUGGAGAAGUUGAUAGACAAGAUGCUACAGACUGACUUUAGUAGGUGUGUUACCAAUGAGCUGAACCGACCAGUUUCUGACUCCAUUCUUCUGGCAGAAGAGGAGAAGCUGGUGUCUAUACUGUUUGGCAUGCUGAGGCAACACAAAUUUAACUUCAUCGAUGUUUACCGAGAAGAAGCUUUCACCGCACUGAAAGCUACUGUCAAACAGACGGUUGUUGAAGCUGUAGUUAUUGCCGAGGACGUGGACUCAGAAAACAAUGCUGGCAGUCUGGCUGAUCAAAUGAGGCUACUCAACUACCCUCAGUGGAUGGAGCUGUUGAGCAAUGUCUUCGCCAACUUGAUGGUCCUCCUCAACAGAGCUAAGGCAUUUUACGGAGUGGUCACAGAUGUUGUGGGUAUUGCUGCUGGCAAGGCCAAAGUUCCCUCUGCCAGGUCACCAGAGUCAGGUCAAAGUUCAGAAUUGGUGGAAACUGAACAUCUCAAAGUCCCAGUGGUUGAUGAUGUUGAUGUCUUGAUCAGCAACGCAGAGUUUGAAACGGUGCAGGCUUACCUGAAGGAUAUGUUGUUUGCCAUCUGUGAUUAUGCUCAUGAUAGAUGUGUCAAGGUCAUGGUUGCAAGGGCAAAGGAUGGGUUCCUGGAGCGCUUGUCGUCUGCUGAGUUUGUGGCUCUGUCCCGACAUAUUGAAACAUUUGUUGCCGACACAGAGCAGGUGUGCGGCAGGAAAAGUAUGUCUCUGCGUGGAGUCUUGCAGGCGCAGGCAAACAAGUUUGUUGCACGCUUUCAUGAGGAACGGAAAAACAAACUCAGUUUGAUCUUGGACAAUGAGAGGUGGAAGCAGGCAGACGUCCCAGCAGAGUUUCAGGAUCUGGUUAAUCACAUCAUCAAAACUGGCACUUUAACUCUUCCAGAGAAACGAACUGACUCAGAAAGCAAACCAAAAGAAUGUCUGCUGGUGGAUGGCGAACAGUUUGCUGUUGUUGGGACAGUGCUGAUGCUGAUCAAGAUGAUGGUGGAGUACUGCCAGUGUGUGGUGGAUAUUCCGUCUGCUACCCCAGACCUGCUGACUCGACUCGUUGACCUGCUGAAGGUGUUUAAUUCUCGUACAUGUCAGCUGUUGAUCGGAGCAGGUGCCCUACAGCUGGUUGGCUUGAAGACAAUAUCCACUAGAAAUUUGGCUCUGGCCUGUCGAUGCCUGCAGCUUGUUGUACGCUUCCUGCCAGAUGUCAAGGCUCAUUUUGAACACACACUGCCAGUCAAAAAUAGCAACAUGCUCAAACAUUUUGAAAAAGUCAUGAAGGACUAUGAUGACCACAUAGAGGAGAUCAACCUCAAACUGGUGACCAUCUCAGAGAACAUGGCUGAAGCCCAGCUCUCCAAGUACGAGGUGAAGGCUCCGAUGCCCUCCCAGUGUUUCCGUACAAUCUGCAAGCAGCUGGCCAAACUGCACGAGGCUCUGCUGGGGAUACUGCCUCAGCCACAACUCAGGUAUCUGUUUGAGAGAAACAACGAGGCAUUCAUGAGACGACUCAGCAAGAGAUUGGCGUUACUGGGUGUCAGGAAUGAUGGGGGCCCUCAGUGUGGGUUGGUGAUAUCUGACCUUGUUUUCUAUUCUGGAAGCUUCAACACACUUAAAGGACUCGAGGGCCUUGUCACCAACACAAAUGCAGCAUGGGAUAUCAGGUGA
Candidula unifasciata is the source of this 2904-nucleotide messenger RNA. The record is from the annotation of a GenBank genome assembly. NCBI's taxonomy places the organism in Eukaryota, Metazoa, Mollusca, Gastropoda, Stylommatophora, Geomitridae.